CUGUGAUUCAUAGUUACAAAAAUAUAGUACCUGUUGUAUUUCAAGAUUGGAUACUUUCUGAAUCACUGAUUCCUCAACUGCGUUCGUCGUUGGAUUCUUGCGCAGUGGUACAAUUUACAUGUGGGUGAUUGCCGGUUGUGGUGGAAACGGGAGACAAUAUUCGCGUUAAAUUUUGAUUAGAAAUUGACAAUAUAGAUCGUAAUUGAAUGAAAAUGAAUCCCGAAGUUACAAUGGAACUAAUUCAAGUGUUGGAGAAGACUGUUUCGCCAGAUAAAACUGAAUUGGAACAGGCACAAAAUUAUCUGGAACAAGCGGCACAAACAAAUUUGGGUGAGUUCCUGAAAACCUUAUCAGAUAUACUGCAUCAUGGUGGCAAUAGUCCGGUGGCGAGAAUGGCAGCUGGACUGCAGCUCAAGAAUACUCUUACAUCCAAGGACACUGCUCUUACGACACAGUACCAACAGAGGUGGCUUGGUUUUCCAGAGGAGACCAGAAGUUAUAUUAAGAAGAAUAUAUUAGCUGCUUUAGGAACUGAAAAUAACCGUCCAAGUUCAGCUGCUCAGUGUGUGGCCUACGUGGCAGUUGCAGAAUUACCUGUUGGUCAAUGGCCAGAAUUGAUUGGCAUUAUGGUUAAUAAUGUUAUCAGUGCAACGAGUACAGAAAUGAUGAAGGAAGCAACACUCGAAGCCAUAGGUUACAUAUGCCAAGAUAUUGAACAUGAAGUGCUGGUUUCACAAUCUAAUCACAUACUUACUGCAAUAAUUCAUGGAAUGAGGCAAAAUGAACCAAGUAACAGAGUCAGAUUGGCUGCAACGACUGCUCUUCUUAACUCUUUGGAAUUCACCCGAGCAAAUUUUGACAAGGAGUCGGAGAGGAACUUCAUCAUGGAGGUUGUGUGUGAAGCUACCCAAUCACAGGAUACUCAAGUGCGAGUUGCAGCUCUUCAGUGUCUGGUGAAGAUAAUGUCACUUUAUUACCAGUAUAUGGAGCCAUACAUGGGGCAGGCAUUGUUUCCAAUUACAUUGGAGGCUAUGCGCUCAGACAUUGAUGAAGUUGCUCUGCAGGGAAUUGAAUUCUGGUCAAAUGUAAGUGAUGAGGAAGUAGAUUUAGCAAUUGAAGAUAGUGAGGCUGCUGAAAUUGGUAGACCACCUCAGAGAACAUCAAGGUUUUAUGCCAAGGGUGCUCUUCAGUUUCUUGUACCUGUGUUGAUGCAGAAGUUGACGAAACAAGAAGAAUUUGAUGAUGAUGAUGAAUGGAACCCGAGUAAGGCAGCUGGGGUGUGCCUCAUGCUUCUUGCUACAUGUUGUGAAGAUGACAUAGUUCCAUUUGUCCUUCCAUUUGUCAAAGACAAUAUAAAAAGUACUGAUUGGAGGUACAGGGAUGCAGCGUUAAUGGCUUUUGGUUCUAUUUUAGGUGGCUUGGAACCAAAAACCCUGAAGCCACUUGUAGAGCAGGCAAUGCCCACAUUAAUAGAACUUAUGUACGAUAGUAGUGUUGCUGUGAGAGACACUGCAGCAUGGGUUUUUGGGAGGGUGUGUGAAAUAAUACCUGAGGCUGCAAUCAAUGAAACAUACUUGAAACCUUUGUUGGAGGCACUUGUGAAUGGACUUAAAGCAGAACCACGUGUUGCUGUAAAUGUCUGUUGGGCAUUUACAGGACUAGCAGAAGCAAGUUAUGAACAAGCAGUAGGGAAAGAGGAACAGACACAACCAGAAACCUAUUGUUUGUCGCAUUAUUUUGAGUUUAUUGUUCAGAGGCUGUUGGAAACUACUGACAGAGCUGAUGGUGCACAAGCAAAUCUUCGCUCAGCAGCUUAUGAAGCAUUAAUGGAAAUGGUUAAAAAUUCUCCAAGGGAUUGUUACAUUACAGUGCAAAAGACAACAAUGGUUAUUCUUGAGAGACUGCAACAGGUUUUGCAGAUGGAAACGCACAUACAGAACCAUAGUGACAGAGCACAAUAUAAUGAUGUGCAAAGUCUGCUUUGUGCAACACUACAGAGCGUGCUGAGGAAAGUAACUCCAGAGGAUGCACCCCAAAUUUCUGAUGCUAUAAUGACGGCACUGCUUCAGAUGUUCAAUUCAAACUCUUGUAAAUCUGGUGGUGUACAGGAAGAUGCACUGAUGGCUGUGUCUACUCUAGUUGAGGUUUUGGGUGAAGGCUUUAUGAAAUACAUGGAUGCAUUUAAGCCUUUCCUUUGCCUUGGCCUAAAAAAUCAUGCUGAGUACCAGGUUUGUGGUGCUGCAGUUGGAUUAACUGGGGACAUCUGCAGAGCUUUAAAAAUUAAAGUUCUUCCUUACUGUGAUGAAAUUAUGAUGUUACUUCUUGAAAACUUAAGGGACACAACUGUUCAUCGGUCAGUAAAGCCACAAAUAUUGUCAGUAUUUGGAGACAUAGCUUUGAGCAUUGGUGCAGAAUUCAAGAAGUAUCUUGAAGUAAUUUUUCCUACAUUGGCUCAGGCGUCACAAGCCCAAGUUGAUAGAAAUGAUUUUGACAUGAUUGAUUACCUGAACGAUUUACGUGAAGGUGUGUUGGAAGCCUAUACUGGUAUUGUACAAGGCUUGAAAGGUGACGGCCAGACUCCAAGCCCAGAUGUUCAGCUAAUGGAACCACAUGUGCCAUAUAUUGUACAAUUCAUAACAGUUAUUGCUCAAGAUACUGAUAGAAAUGACAGCAAUGUUGCAUGCUGUGCAGGACUCAUUGGUGACCUGUGUACAGCAUGUGGUGCUAAGAUGCUACCGCUAUUGGAUGUGGAGCCCAUUACAGAAUUAUUGACGCAAGGUCGUCGAUCCCGUGUCACAAAGACUAAAACUCUUGCUACUUGGGCCACGAGAGAAGUGCGUAAGCUGAAAUCUGCUGCAGUCACACCAGCCUCCAGUUGAUCCGCCUCUGUAUGUAUAAUCCCACAUGAAGAAAUUUGGAUGAAAUACUUUCUCAAUAUUAUUCCUACUUUUGGUUGUCUGCAAAUCCCCACUCCACUCUGAAGGCUCGUCCAGGGUGAAAGGCAGUGCAACAGAGUGAGCGAUUGAUUUAUAAUGAAUAAAAGAAAACAAAAUAGUACAGUGAUAAAUAUUCGUGUGCACAGUUACUGGAAACGAAGUAUGUGCGAACGAACGAGCGUGUGUCUGGUUGUUUGUUGUGAGAGGGACGCACCUACCAGGGCGAAAGAGUGUGCUUGAAGACUAUGGACCGACCGAUCGACGCAACUCGACAAGAUGUGAUGCAGUGUGAGGAAGGAUGGAAGAAGAUGCGUGUGGAUCAUUCGAGGCUAAUUCUGAUUACACAAAAUAUAUAAUUUUUUAACGAAAAAUGUCUUACUGUACGCCUUAUCUUCUGAUCGACGCAUGUCGCAUUUCCUCCUCUGCACAUUGUGUGUUUUUUCUUGCUCAGGAAAUUGUAAACAUGAAAAAAUUACAGUAUUUUCCAGCAGAGGAAGUAUGUUUAAAUGUUGCAGUGCAACUGACAUAUCUUACUGGUCAGAUUUGUUACCAAGAUGUGAAGUGCUUUGGUUAGAUACUUGAGACUUUUUUACCAUAAAAGGCACAUCACUCACUUAACUGCUGAUAUUUAUUUCAGUGAUGAAAAUUUGUUGAUUGAAGUGCCUUUAUAAAAGCAUAAUAAGCUGAGAAUAAUUGAUCUCAGUGGCUUUGAUAUGAAUGAAAAAUUAUGUUGCGUUUAUCGUCUGCCCUAUUUUAAAGGACAGGUCAGUAUUACUCCUAGUUUAUGAUCAGGGGUAAGUAAAUGUUACAAAUUCUGCGCUGUACAAUUUAAUUGUUCAUAAGGAGUCUCUGCUAGACCUUCCUGUAAGUGAGAUCCGAAAUAUUUUUAUAUAUUGCUGAGUUUAAUUUGUAUAGUGGAGUCAGGUUUCGUUAUAUUGUUUGAUGGCUGUUUUGCUCAUUAUUGGAGCAUGUAAGUAAUCAUAUUAUCAGAUUACUUCACAAACCCAUAAGGAUGGUUGUGUAAAUUUGUAACUAUUUGUAAGUCUUGUUUUUAGGUGACAUAGAUAAUAAAAAGUCCAAGGUAACUCACUGACCUGAACCAAAAAAAUUCUGUGAUUUGAGGAGGUCCUCAUGAGCAUUUCCGCACAUUGGGUGUUGAUUGAAUAGAAAUGAAUUGAGCUUGGUUAUGUGGUCACAUUUCUCAUGUUGUGGGUCAUUAUUUUUCUAAGCUGAUUCUGGAGUGUGACCAUUGCAACAGAUUAUGCAUUUAUCAUUUGCUAGUCUGGUUUCCGUUGUGAAAAUACUCAGGAAUAAGUAUGGUAUUUCUUAUUGAGCUUGGACCUCCUCGUGUAUUUCUGACUGAUGUGUGAUACUUGCGUCCCUGUGUGCCUGUGAAUAAAUUACAUGCCAGCCGAAGUGUGUUCAGUACCCUUCCAAAGGCAUGGAAGUACGUAAACUGCAUUGUAUCAAUGAGCCUAUGUGUAGUGUAUGAUAGUGUGUGCUAGUUUAUGGAUGUGUAUAUGCUUGUUGCUGAGAGUGCUAUUUAAUAUUUGAGAAGUAUGAAUGCUUGAUUUGCCAACGACAAAUGGACUGACAAAUGUGUUUUAUAUGUAAACCUUGUUGUGAAUGUUUUGGAUGCUUCUUGGGUGUUUGUGGAAGUGUGACAGAAUUGUGGAAAUGUGUGCCAUGAAAGUUCAACACCGUGAACAAAUUCCUGUACGAGUGUAACUUCAUUAACCUUCUAUUCCAAUGAUUGAUUUGGAAAUCUUCCAAGACAUUAUUCCUCUGUGAUCCCUUCAGUUUUCCACUCCCUGUUGCUGCUGCUACUGCUUGCUUCCAUGUGAAACCCAGGAGCUAUACGAGGGUUAGGUAUUAAUGUUACGGCAUUAAUUUUCGUAUGUAUUGCUUGACAAUGUUACUUUGGAUUGAAGUCGCAUAAAGUGAUUAUACAAUGCAGGCAGUUUGUGGCCUCAGUUAAACGUUCUGUAAUCAUUAGCACUUCAGCAUAGGGAAUUAAAAGUUAUAGCUAUUGUAAAUUCAAAUUAAUAAAACAAAAGUGUUCAACGUUCCUAAAACUGUUCUGCAUUCCCUAAAUCCAAUACUACCACCAUCAUGUUUUCAGUGACCAGAUAUUAUCUGGUUGAGCUCUCAUUUUCUGAGAUUUGUAGUUGAAUUCUACAGAUUUAUUAUGAUUAGUAGUUUAGUGACAUUUUGUUUGUUAAUUUGCUGUACUUCUGAUGGAAUUUAAUAAUCUUUAUGACUGUUUAAUCAGUUACUGUUGAUGUAGAGCUGCCAUGUAGCUACACAAUUCGACAGUAUGUUUCCAGAUCAGAAAUAUCAUUGUUAAUUUCUUUUAAUCUACCAGUUAUAAAGGCAUUUUAAAUAUGGAUUAGUAGAAUAAAAGUAAGAAAAAAAUAAUCACAAAUUGGGUUAAAUAAUUUUUAUUUUUGGUCUAUAACAUGUUAAUAAAUUGUGCAAAGUGUGCCCAGAAGUAGGCUGGCAUGAUUAUGUAAAUGUCCUUUUUUUUUUGCUAGCCAAGCUUCUGCAGUGAAAGUAAAAUCUCAAAAGUUUGUGUCUUAUACCUAUUCUGGACAUUCAAUUAUAGAAAAUAACAGGCAGAUGACAGGAGAUGUAAGUCCCUGUCCAGCAGAGGCUGUAAGUGGUGGAUCAUGUCAGUCUUGUGGCAAAUGUAAUCAUAUAUGUGUAACACCAGGUUUGUAAGUUCCUUAUGUAGGUUUGUUUAUGUAAUAGAUUGUCUGGCAAUCUUUUGAUAAAGCUUUUCAAGUAUACCAAAAACAAAUAAAAAUUUGUAGUGAGCAAA
Schistocerca gregaria is the source of this 5757-nucleotide messenger RNA. It is a transcript of the gene Fs(2)Ket, whose product is annotated as importin subunit beta-1. Gene Ontology annotation, molecular function: nuclear import signal receptor activity; small GTPase binding. The coding region runs from base 207 to 2879 and encodes 890 amino acids. Gene Ontology annotation, biological process: protein import into nucleus. The transcript is spliced from 17 exons. Gene Ontology annotation, cellular component: nucleus; cytoplasm. Lineage: Eukaryota; Metazoa; Arthropoda; Insecta; Orthoptera; Acrididae. The record is from RefSeq and is a predicted model, not a curated record.